Nematolebias whitei (Rio pearlfish) is the source of this 1853-nucleotide messenger RNA. Its product is annotated as transmembrane protease serine 6. Gene Ontology annotation, biological process: proteolysis. The coding region runs from base 1 to 1830 and encodes 609 amino acids. The record is from RefSeq and is a predicted model, not a curated record. Gene Ontology annotation, molecular function: protein binding; serine-type endopeptidase activity. The transcript has 9 exons. NCBI's taxonomy places the organism in Eukaryota, Metazoa, Chordata, Actinopteri, Cyprinodontiformes, Rivulidae.
AUGAUGCCUGAAAACUACAACUACGAAUCCUCCUGUUCAAGUCUCUCUAACCCGGCUUACUCUGAGCUCUGCUCUCCUUCCACUGUGUCCUCAUUCACUAUAGAGCCCUGUGCCAUUGAUGGCACUUGUGGACCUGUUUGUGGCCCGGUUGAAGAAACAAACACAGAACAGGGUCAUUAUGUAGCUGCAGAGAAAGACAUGGAGAUCAUGAAGUUGAUUGUUAAUGGUAAUCAGAACAAUGAGGCUGUGAAGGUGAUCUUAGACUAUGAGAAGGUGGAGAAGCUCCAAAUGGAGAACCUCAGGCUCCACAGUGUGGAUUCAGGCAUGUGCAGUUGUGAAGAAGUCAGUCAGGAGAGCAUGGAGGUAGAUAGCAUCAACAUGACUGAUGGACACGAUGAGGGAACUCAGAACGAGGCAGAGAAGCAGCGAGGGGAUGGGAUGAAAGUAGAUGUUCAAAAGCUGUUUGGGAGCAGUGGAAACAUUUUGGGCCAAAACUCCAUUCAGGUUUGUUUUGAUUACACAAAAGUCCCAAAGCUGCAAGCUGAAAGUCCUGAGCAUCCGAGCAUGGAUUUAUGUGUUAGCAGCUCAGAGUCUCCUCCUCUUCCCAGACUGUGUGGUACCAGGGGUCUGCAGCCCUACUGCGAGCGCCUCUUCCUGCUCUCAAAUACGACCACUGUAGUCAUGACGUCCGAGGUGUCCCUCACAGGGCCGGGCCUUCAGCUGCACUACAGCAUCUUCAACCUGUCAGAUCCUUGCCCAGGUCAGUUUCUGUGCACUGUGAGCGGCCUCUGUGUUCCUCUGUGUGAUGGCAUCAAGGACUGUUCCAACGGACUGGAUGAGAGGAACUGUGUCUGUGUGGCACAGUACACAUGCCCAGAAGACAGCCAGUGUGUGGACUACUACAAAGUGUGUGACCAACACCCAGACUGUCCCGAGGCCACAGAUGAGAUGAACUGCACUGAUGGUGUGGCGUGCACGGAUCUGACCUAUGUGUGCGCUGAUGGAACAUGUCUAAAGAAACCAAAUCCUGAGUGUGACUCUGUCACCGACUGCCCAGACGCCUCAGAUGAGAAGCAAUGUGACUGUGGCCUGAGACAGUUCUCCAGUCGCAUCGUUGGGGGAACCGAUGCCUCGGAGGGAGAAUGGCCGUGGCAGGCCAGUCUGCAGGUGCGGGGCAACCACAUUUGUGGGGGUGCCCUGAUCUCCAGCCAGUGGGUGGUGUCUGCUGCACACUGUUUUUAUGAUGACCAGCUCUAUUCCCCCUCAGUGUGGACAGUGUAUCUUGGUAAACUGCUGCUCAACCGGAACAGCCCGACCGAAGAGGUGGCACGAGUUCAACAAAUCCACCUUCACCAGUACUAUGACGAUGAAUCUCACGACUACGACCUGGCCCUGUUGAAGCUGGACCGCCCAGCGUACACACCACUGACGGGACAUGCUCGGCCCGCCUGCCUGCCACCGCCCACCCACCAGCUGGAGCCGGGUCUGCUCUGCUGGGUCACUGGUUGGGGUGCACUGCGAGAAGGAGGCAGUGCCAGUAACGUACUUCAGAAGGUGGAUGUUCGCCUGGUCAGCGAGGAAGAUUGUGUUCGUUCUUAUGGCUAUUUGGUCACUCCUAGAAUGCUUUGUGCUGGUCAUCGCAUUGGGGAGAAAGAUGCCUGUCAGGGAGAUUCUGGUGGUCCGUUGGUUUGCCAGGAGCUGUCAGGACGCUGGUUCCUGGCUGGGGUGGUGAGCUGGGGCAAAGGCUGCGGCCGACCAGACUACUACGGCGUCUACACUCGCAUCACCAGGCUCAGUGACUGGAUCAAGCAGGUCAUCAGCAACCCCUGAGUCACCGGGGAUCUGUCACACUG